AAUAUAAUAGCACUACAAAAACUUUUGAAUGUCUUAAUAGUAGUAUAGAUUAUUCAGGACUUCAAUCUGAAUCUAGUCAUACUAUCAUAGUUAAUCAACUCUCAGGGUUUAGUACUAUUGCAGUAUUACUUUUUAACGUUGCUGUUUAUGGUGUAACUUCUCGAUUAAAUCUUAGAAUUACUUGCAUUGUUGACGAUUUAUUAAUUCUCUCAUAUACCAAAGUAGUAGAACUUGGGUUUAAAUUUGCUAAAGGAGACAUUGAAGGAAUUCCUUUUUACAGAGAUCCAUAUAAAUUUGUUUUUCAAGCCGUUCUUUCUGAAGAACAUGCAUCUAGAUUAUUAGGUCAGCAAAGGCUUUAUCUAAAUGCUGUUUUAGAUGGUGAUGAGAAAGGUUUUGUUAAAAAUUUUCAAAGGCUUUAUCUGAAGUAUUGUCUGAUGUUUUACCUGAAGAAGCACAUUUUUACAAAAAAUCCAUUUCCGGGUAUGGAGGAGCCAAACGAACGAAAUGAUACAUUUGGAAAGAUUUACCAAGAACUUCCAGCAGAUGUAAAUGAUGAUGACAAAAUUUACAAUUACAUCCGAAUUAUCAAAGGUGGUGCAAAUAAAAUUGAUAAAGGCAUCAUAAAUAUCCCAGGCAUAAGAAGAGGAAUAUUUCAAUAUUUUACUUAUUCACAUCGAACAAAUGAAGGAAAAUAUUUUACUUAUUUACGUCGAACGAAUGAAGAUAAUGACAUGAAUAGCGGCGAAAGCAAGGAAACAAAUGUAAAAAUGUAUUGGCUUGUAAUCCCUGAUAUUUACGAAUUUGGUAAUGAUAUUAUUUAUAAUUGUAACAAAAGAUUUGAUGAAAAAAAGAAAGAUAUUGAAAAAGGAACUACAAUUAAUGAUAUUGAUGAUGAAAAUAUUAAAAAUAUCAUUGAUGAUAUUAAUGAUAUUGAUGAUGAAAAUAUUAAAAAUAUCAUUGAUGAUAUUAAAAAUAUCAUUGGUGAUAUUAAUGAUAUUGAUGAUGAAAAUAUUAAAAAUAUCAUUGAUGAUAUUAAUAAAAAUAUCAUUUACGAUAUUAUAAAUGCCUUUAAGAAUGAUGAUAAUACAGACAAUAAAGAUGAUAAACCAGACAUUGAAGACCCUAAUUAUGGUGAUAAAUCAGACAUUAGAGAGAAUAUUAUAGAGACUCUUGCUAAUCCAAAUCAUGAAAAUAUUGAAAUUUUUAAUGAUAAUUUUCUUGAUAAGUCAG
Dentiscutata erythropus is the source of this 1230-nucleotide messenger RNA. The record is from the annotation of a GenBank genome assembly. Lineage: Eukaryota; Fungi; Glomeromycota; Glomeromycetes; Diversisporales; Gigasporaceae.